AUGUUGACAGUUGCGUUCCGCACCAUGGUGAAGCUUGUGAGUGCCGCAGGGACUUUGGGAUCCGACCUACAACUCGAAAACCCCUGUUGGCCGAUCAUGCCCUACUUGAUUCUACACGCAUCGGCUAUGAUGGAACGGAUCCUCUCUGAAUUCGUCGUCGGCCCUGAGAUUGGCCCAAUGGCACCACCCGGGGAAGCCGUUGGCUGCCGUCCACAACCUUAGAGUCCUCGCCCAAGCUUUCCAGGCAUGGUGCGCCAUCAUCGCGCUGCAACAUCUCCAGGGAGCCGCCCCCCCGGGGCUGGAGUUGUUGAGGACGACGAAUCUGCCCUGCUCACUGCUGAAGAAACGAUGA
Molecule: messenger RNA, 352 nt
Organism: Spirodela intermedia
Lineage: Eukaryota; Viridiplantae; Streptophyta; Magnoliopsida; Alismatales; Araceae
Source: the annotation of a GenBank genome assembly